Molecule: messenger RNA, 1260 nt
Organism: Ananas comosus (pineapple)
Lineage: Eukaryota; Viridiplantae; Streptophyta; Magnoliopsida; Poales; Bromeliaceae
Product: gibberellin 2-beta-dioxygenase 2-like
Exons: 3
Coding region: 2-1018 (338 amino acids)
Biological process (GO): response to light stimulus; gibberellin catabolic process
Source: RefSeq, a predicted model, not a curated record
UAUGGUAGUGGCCUCUGCUAGCCCCUUGAUUCACGAUAAAGUUAUACAAUCUUUCUUCAUCCCUGUGAUCGACUUAUCCCAGCAGAGGUCCCUACGCACUGAGCUCGUCGUGAAAUCAUGUGAGAAAUUAGGUUUUUUCAAGGUCAUCAACCAUGGUGUGCCCCUCAACCUCUCAUUGAAGAUGGAGGCUGCUGCGGUAGAAUUCUUCGCCCUACCGGGCGGAGAGAAGCAACGAGCGGGCCCAUCAAGCCCACUUGGCUAUGGGAGCAAGUCCAUCGGGCUCAAAGGUGACACCGGAGAAGUCGAGUACCUUCUCCUACCUGCCAACCCCUCCUCUUUAUCCCAUAGAGCAUGGACAAUAUCAAGAGAAGGCCCUGAAAAGUUCAGCUGUGCGGCGAAUAAGUACGUUGAGGCUGUGAGAAAGUUAGCAUGUGAGAUAUUGGAGCUACUGGGAGAAGGCCUAGGACUAAAAGACACUGAAGUAUUUAGUAGGAUGAUAAGGGACAGAGAAAGUGACUCCUUAUUGAGACUCAAUCACUACCUACCUUGCUCCAGUAGAGAAGAGAACGAUAAGAAUAGAGUUGGAUUUGGAGAGCACACGGACCCUCAGAUCAUCACGCUGCUUAGAUCGAAUGGUGUGGAGGGGCUCCAAAUACUGCCCCCUUUCUCCUCAGGGGAGGCUGCAUGGUUUCCUGUGUCGCCCGACCCCACUGCCUUCUUUGUCCUUGUCGGUGAUGCUCUCCAGGCUAUGACAAAUGGGAGACUGGUGAGUGUGAGACACAGGGCCAUUGUUCACCCCUACAGUUCAAGACUCUCCAUGGUUUACUUUGCUGCACCUUCUCUUCAUUCAUGUCUCGCCCCGAUUCCGGAGAUGGUCACAGUCCAAAGGCCUAGAUGCUACAAAUCUUUCACUUGGGGUGACUAUAAAAAGGCUAUGUACUCGCUAAGACUCGGCCAUAACCGCCUCGAUCUAUUCCGAGUAGAUGCUAACGAAGACAACAUUAAGCCACUAAUCUAAUUAUGAAGUUCUUUUAUUGUAAUUCUCUUUUUGCUUUUUUUGGGGUGGAGGGGGAGGAUGGCGGUUACAGCUGCUCUCCCAAAUUUUUGUACUCGUUGCUACCUAGAUCUAGCGUGAUUGGUGCCUUGGUAGUGGUACUUAGGCGCACUGGAAAGCCUAAAUACACCUACUACAUCCUUAGACCCUAUAGCAGGGAAAUGUAAAAGAGCAAAUCUUAUUAAAUUAAGCAUUAUAAGAAUAUA